Dissoconium aciculare CBS 342.82 is the source of this 690-nucleotide messenger RNA. RefSeq lists its product as uncharacterized. The coding region runs from base 10 to 195 and encodes 61 amino acids. Lineage: Eukaryota; Fungi; Ascomycota; Dothideomycetes; Mycosphaerellales; Dissoconiaceae. Gene Ontology annotation, cellular component: mitochondrial outer membrane translocase complex. Gene Ontology annotation, biological process: protein import into mitochondrial matrix. The transcript has 3 exons. The record is from RefSeq and is a predicted model, not a curated record.
GUAUCCAUCAUGGCGCCCAAAGGACGAGGUCUUCCCGGCGGCCGCGCACCCGCGCAACAGGGCUUUGCCAGCACCGCAUACCAAGCCAUCACCAGCUCUGACAACCGCUCCGUCGUGACAUCGAUUGCCUUCUUCGCGGCCGGCGUUGCGUUCCUCUCAAGCAGCUGGAGCGAGUUCCUUCUCCCACCGCUUUAAAAAGAUCGACACAAUGAACUGCUAAAGCCCUUCGACUGGUGCGUUAUUACGGAAAGGAAAUGAACGGAGCGCGGAAAAACCUGUAUCAAUAGAUGGCAUCCUGUAACAACAAGGAGAUGGGGACAUCGAGACGGCGAGGCUACUGGGGAGGAGCACAAUAUCAGACGAAGCUGGAGAGGAGUUUCUGGAAUGAUGCCGAAAUAAGGUCAUGUGGUUCGUAUCAGACGUCGAGCAUGGUUCGGAUUGUGUCAAAUUUAUCAUGUUGUUGAAAAAGAUGACCCAUAAGUUAUUUCAUAGCGGCAGGAGACUAUUGCAAUUCUCAAGGGCACAGGCCAAAAUGAUAUGUCGACUCUGAUUCUUGAACAAGAUCCACCCUGAAGAUGUCUUCUGAAACCCCCAAUUUGAGGUCAUAACAAGGGAAGGUAUCUCAAUGGUCGAUUUGAGCCGCCCGAUAGAGGGUACAUGUACAAAAGUGUCCGGUCAGUUCCGAAGAUG